Molecule: messenger RNA, 758 nt
Organism: Benincasa hispida (wax gourd)
Lineage: Eukaryota; Viridiplantae; Streptophyta; Magnoliopsida; Cucurbitales; Cucurbitaceae
Product: norbelladine synthase-like
Biological process (GO): defense response; abscisic acid-activated signaling pathway
Cellular component (GO): cytoplasm; nucleus
Molecular function (GO): signaling receptor activity; abscisic acid binding; protein phosphatase inhibitor activity
Source: RefSeq, a predicted model, not a curated record
GCACUAUAUAGAUCUGAUUAGUCCCUCACAUUGCUUUUCAUCUAUCUGUGACCCAUUCAACAAAACCGACACAGAAAAAUCAAGAAGAUGCUGGGUCAACUCCGGCAUGAGACGGGGAUUCAGGCACCGGCCACCGUGGUAUGGCAGCUCUUCGGCAGCCUUGAACUUGGACGACUUGUUGAGAAACGCCUCUCGAAUCUUUUCGAGAAAAUUGAAGUAGUUGAAGGUGAUGGAGGAGAAGGAACUGUUCUUAAUCUCAUUUUCGCUCCAGGCUUAGGUAUGCCAAGUUACAAAGAGAAAUUUACCAAAAUAGAUAAUGAGAAUCGUAUAAAAGAGGCAGAGGUGGUGGAAGGAGGAUACUUGGAUAUUGGGUUUACUCUCUAUAGGGUUCGCUUCAAGAUAAUUGAGAAUGGUGAAGAUAGCUGCAUUGUUGAAUCAACAAUUGAAUAUGAAAUCAUGGAAGAAGCUGCUGCAAAUGCCUCACUUGUUACUAUACAACCUCUCAUUGACAUUGCUCAAGAGGCAAAUGCAUAUCUCCUUCAAAACAAGCAGCCUAAGGAUGCAUAAAUGACGAAAUCUAUGAUCAUCUUUUAUUGGUUUUUAUUCCUACCUACAAUGUUUCCGACAAUAAUGAUAUCAUAAAAGGUUAAGAGUACUUGAAUUAUACUCCAUCUAUUUGAGUUUAAUUUCUUCUGAUCAUUUAUUCAUGUUGAAUGUAAGAAGAUACAUUCAAAUAUAUAUACAUCUAGUUCAUGAAA